CGGCGCCGUCGCGGCCCACAAGUGGCGGUCGCGGCUCGCAGCGGUCAGUUGGCGGCGGGGCCGGGCGCUGUGUGUCUGCUCCGGGUUCUCUCCGCGCCCCCGCCCCCGCUCCCGCUCCGAGGCGCCCCGCGGCCUGGCGCGCAGACCCUGAGCGGCCACAGCCUCCCUCCGGAGCAAUGGCGCAGAGCGGGGCCCCCGGGCUGCAGGAGGAGAACCUGCAGGGGUCUUGGGUGGAGCUGCACUUCAGCAGUAACGGGAGUGGGAGCGGCGGCCCAGCCUCGGUGUCUGUUUACAACGGUGACCUGGAGAAGAUCCUGCUGGAUGCCCAGCACGAAUCUGGCCGGAGCAGCUCUAAGAGCUCGCACUGCGACAGCCCACCUCGCCCACAGACACCCCAAGAUGUUAACAGAGCUUCUGAAACAGACACCCAGAGCAUUGGGGAGAAGAACAGCUCUCAGUCUGAGGAAGAUUAUAUUGAGAGAAGGAAAGAAGUCGAAAGCAUCUUGAGGAAAAACUCCGAUUGGAUAUGGGAUUGGUCGAGUCGGCCAGAAAACAUCCCCCCCAAGGAGUUCCUGUUCAAGCACCCACGGCGCACGGCCACUCUCAGCAUGCGGAACACGAGCGUGAUGAAGAAGGGGGGCAUCUUCUCAGCAGAGUUCUUGAAGGUUUUCCUUCCGUCCCUGCUGCUCUCUCACCUGCUGGCCAUAGGGUUGGGGAUCUAUAUCGGAAGGCGCCUGACCACCUCCACCAGCACUUUUUGAUGAAGAGUUGGAGUGUGACUUCAUUCACGUCCUGGGGAUUUGUAUCUGAGCUUGUGACCAUCUAACUGAAGACAGACCUUCACCCUUGGGUGGCUGCACGAUUGGCGUUUGUUUGUUCUGUAAAUGCUGCGUUCCUAACUUAGUGAAGUGAAAGGAUAGACACUAAACCCAUGCUAACCUGCGAUCAGACCUCUGGGAUUGAGUAAGCAGGGCAGACAGAUUAUACCGACUGUGAUAUUUGUGAGUCAGUUUCUUUGGAAUUGACAAAUAUUUAAGUAUAAACAACUUUAAUACCCUGGUCACGAUAUGUGUAGUACUUUAACAAAAAUCAUCUGUAUACUUAAUUCAGUUAAGACAUUUAUAUUUCAAAAGAAUUAAUGUUGAUAUUACAUUAAGGGGAUACUCCAAAAUAAAUUUCAUGGCCUUAUAUCCUUCACUAUUGUAGAAACAUUGUGCUCAAUUUAAACGGGUGCGGGUUGUCUCCUAAAACUACACUUACGUGCUCGUAGUUCUCUAAGUCAGGAACGAGAGCCCAGGCGCAGGCAAACCCUGGAGCAGGGUGACCCCAGCCCCGGCAGUCCAGCAGCUGCCUCGGGCCAUCCCUUUUCUGUCGGAGGCCCCUUCUCACUGUUUUCCUCUUCAUCAGUGUAGACUGCUGGAUUUGACUUCUGUGUGUGUGCUCUUAAAAGAAUGGGAGUAGAAAAAAUAAAUCUUUGCUAAAAGUCAAA
Molecule: messenger RNA, 1489 nt
Organism: Choloepus didactylus (southern two-toed sloth)
Lineage: Eukaryota; Metazoa; Chordata; Mammalia; Pilosa; Megalonychidae
Gene: BNIP3
Product: BCL2 interacting protein 3
Exons: 6
Coding region: 177-761 (194 amino acids)
Biological process (GO): mitochondrial outer membrane permeabilization; positive regulation of apoptotic process
Cellular component (GO): mitochondrial outer membrane; nucleus; mitochondrial envelope
Source: RefSeq, a predicted model, not a curated record